UGCGCAGUGAUGUCAUCACGCUGACGGACUCCCUGUGGCCGCAGACAAACCGAGCGCAGCUUAAUUUCUGCGCAUUUUCUCAUUCUGCCCAAGAAACCUGAACCACGAUCCGGAUCGAUCCUGCAGGGGAGAAACCGGACCGAGCCGAGCCGAACAGACCCGAGAGGAGCCGAGCCGAGCCGAGCCGGACCAGACCAGACCAGGACCAGAAUCACAGGCAGACAGGCUGCUUCAUCUCCUCCUGCAGAGCCGGCCGGACUCAUCCUCCCGAGGAGGAGAUGCCGAGUGUGUCUCCGUCAGAAUAAUCUGACCCAGGAUCAGUGAUGCCGGCGCGUGUCUCAGUGUUUGUGUGACGUGGAUCCAACAUGGCCGCUGUGUGUGGAGUUUCAUUAACAGUGUGUCUGUGUGUCGUCCUGCUUCUGCCUGCUGCCACCGGUCUGCAGUCGGAGGACAGAGAGUGUGCCUUCACUGACCAGCUGCAGGGGGCGGAGCCACAUAACGGACCGGCCAAUGAACUGCGAGGAGUGGUGAGAGACAACGGGACAGUUCGCUGCGUCCGCGGCUCCAGCUGCUAUGGAUUGUGGGAAAAGAGAUCCGAUGGGGAAAUACAUCUGGUGAAGCAAGGUUGCUGGACUCACAUCAGCAAACAGCAGGAGUGUCACAACGAGCGUUGCCUGGUGACGGCGACGCCGUCUCAGAUCCAGAACGGCAGCUACCGCUUCUGCUGCUGCAGCCGGGACCUCUGCAACGCCAACUUCACCGAGGCCCCGCCCACCGCCAACACCCCCGCCCUGAGGCUGAUGAAGGCAGACGGGCGGGACGACAGGCAGACAGAUCACCAGCCGCUGCGGCGGAAGGGGGCGGCGCUCAUCGCAUUCCUAACGGUCACCGUAGCCGUGGUCGCUGUUGUGGCGCUGUUCCUGGGAUACAUGAUGAAAGGGAAGCAGAAACAUAGUCUGUCGGCUCUGGAUGUGAUGGAGGCAGCAAACACAGAUGCUGCUGUCGACCUGGAUCACCUGAAACUACUGGAGCUGAUUGGUCGGGGUCGUUACGGCACGGUGUUUCGGGGCAGUCUCAGCGAGCGCUGCGUGGCCAUCAAACUCUUCAGCUCGGCCAACCGGCAGAACUACGCCAACGAGCGCUCCAUCUACUGUCUGCCGCUGCUGCAGCAACACGACAACAUCGCCCGCUUCCUCACCGCCGACGAGAGGACGACCGCCGACGGGCGACCAGAGUUCCUGAUCGUCAUGGAGUUCUACCCGCACGGCUGUCUGUCUCGCUACCUGUCUGUCCACACAGUGGACUGGACCACGUGCUGCAGGAUGACUCACGGUGUGACCAGAGGACUCGCCUUCCUGCACACCGAGCUCUACAGAGGAGACCAGUACAAACCAGCCGUGGCCCACAGAGACGUGACCAGCAGGAACGUCCUGGUCCGAGGCGACCUGUCCUGCGUCCUUGCCGACUUCGGUCUGUCCAUGAGGCUGACGGGGAGCCGGCCCUGCCGCCCCGGAGAUGACGACACCAUGGCCAUAUCUGAGGUGGGGACGGUGCGGUACAUGGCUCCGGAGGUUCUGGGUGGAGCUCUGAACCUCAGAGACUGCGAGUCGGCGCUGAAGCAGGUGGAUGUUUACGCUCUGGGGCUGCUCUACUGGGAGAGCUUCAGGAGGUGCUCUCACCUGUUCCCAGGUGAGGCAGUACCGGAGUACCAGCUGGCAUUCCAGGCCGAACUCGGGAAUCACCCGAGCUUCGAGGAGAUGCAGAUCCUCGUUGCCAGAGAGAAAUUUAGACCCAGAUUCCCCGAAGCCUGGAAGGAGAACAGCCUGGCGUUGCGUUCCCUGAAGGAGACGAUGGAGGACUGCUGGGAUCAGGACGCUGAAGCUCGACUCACUGCUCAGUGUGCCGAGGAACGACUGUGUGAACUCACACUGCUGAGUACAAAUACUGCAGUACACAACCACAGGAAUCUGUCUCAAGUUGGCUCCGCCUCCUCCUACAUCGAGGACCUCCAGGUGGGCGUGGUCAAGAACCUCCAGGGAGACGGCCACUCAGUGUCAGUUGUCAAAACGUCCACAAAUGGAGCGGACGGUUCUGAAAAGAACCGAAACUCCAUCAACUACGAACGGCAGCAGGCACAGGCUCGCUCGUCCAGUUCAGAAAGCAACGUGUCGAUCAGCAACGUGUCGACCAGCACCGCCCUGACGCCAUCCUCCACGCUCUGCACCAUUUCUGAGUCCAGACACAACGGUGGCACCAUGCCCAGUGUCCCAGUGUUCCUGCAGCUGACUGAAGAAGACCUAGAGGCCACCAAGCUCGACCCCAAAGAGGUUGAUAAGAACUUGAGGGAAAGUUCUGAUGAAAACUUGAUGGAACAUUCACAGAAACAGUUCGGUUCAACAGAGCAGCAAAGUACCAACCUGCUGUACCAUCAGAUACUACAAACUGCUGAGGGAAACAACUCGGUUCUAACUCUUCCGGCAGAACUCGGGGGUGUUGGUGGGGUUGAUACCCCGACCUCCAUCCACCCCCUCCCUAAGCAGCAGAACCUUCCUCAGAGGCCCACCAGCCUCCACCUUCUCCCCAAAACCAAGCAGACCACCUCAGCCUCUUCUCGACUUAAACUGGGAAAGCUCAAGUCGAACCACAGACAGGUGGAAACAGGUGUUGCUAAAAUGAACACGGUAGCAGUUGCUACAGCUGUAGAGCCCCACCAGGUAACCACAGUGACUAACAACACAGGCAGUGUCACAGCUGGGACCCGAGUGAACUCAAAAAUGGUGGUUACCAACAGCUACAGUGCAGGCGUCCCCACCCUGGUGACGAAUGGUUUGAUAGGCGGAGGUCGGACCAACCCGGCAGGGCCGCAGCUGGAGGACGAGGACAAGAUGGAGGGAGUGGUGGUCCCAGCGGAGGACAACGGCAUUAACCUGCUCAACUCCAGUCCUGAUGAACAUGAACCACUGCUGAGAAGAGAACAGCCGCCUGCUGAGAGUGAACCCCCUCCUCAUCUGCAUCAUCAGUCACAGGCUGGAAACAUUGUGUCAGGAAGAGGGUCGAACUACAACAACAACAACAAUAGGAUAGCACCGGGAUCAAAAGCCAAGACCCGGGGUUUGGAGGUUAAACCUGAAAGAAUGACUGGUUCAGAGGUCAGUCAGGGUCCAGCCGUCCACAGUCCUAAACCUGAGCCACAUCUUUCAAGUCAGCAGAUGAGUGGGUCCACAGCUUCUGCUCCAGUUUCAAAUCUUGAAAAUAAAAUUCCGCUUUCUGGUCCAGAAGGGAAAGCUAUAUCUGACGAUGAUCCAACGUCACAGGCUCCUCUCACUCGCAAGGAUAGAGAUCAUGCCCCAAGUACAAGCUCAUGUGUCCAGGCAGACCUUUUUGCAGAAGCUCCAGUGCAAGUUCCUGAGGCCCUAGGAUUUCCAGCUUCACAAGCACAAGACACAGCCAUCUCAACCACAUCUUCAAAAGCCAUAGAUUUACAUGGCCUCACCCUCGCUCCAGAAAUUCAAGCCGUGAAAGCUCCGGCCCCAGAUCCAAAAGAACCAGCACUAGGAGCUCCAGUCGUGAUUCCCAAUACUUCAUCUUUAGAGGUUCCAGUCUUGGCAAAUCCAGCUCCAGAACCUUCAACUUUGGAAUAUCAAAACUCUGAAACCACAGCUCUUGCAGAAGCGUCCUUUCCAGAACCGGCAAUUCUACGAAAUCCAGCCUUAGAUUCACAGACUCCAGGUCUCAUGCAGCCUCAGAUGGGACUGGUCAAAGCCAAGAGGCGUGAGCGUCCUUGUUCCCUGGACCUGUCCUCAUCCUGCAUCACUCCAGAUGAUGUUUCUCUGACAGAUGACUGUCUGAGUUCUUCAGGAGAGAAAAUAAAACGUCGUGUCAAGACUCCAUACACCAUAAAAAAAUGGCGUCCGGCCUCAUGGGUUGUCUCCACGGAUACAGCUCUAGACCCGGACUUCGACUUUCACACCAGUGGCAGUAGUAGCAGCCAGACCCAUUCUGGUCUUCCUAGAGCAGGGAGCAUGGGCCCCAAAAUCAAUCAGUCCAAAUCCAGCAUGGCUGUCUUUCUGGUUGGAAGUGGAGCCACAGCAACUGCAACCUCUGAGCCUGAUGGAAUGACCUGCUUCUAAAGCUGAUGUUUGAUUUAAAGUUUUGGUUGUUUUUUUUACUUAAGAGAGAGCAUGUUUAUUUUUUUCAUUAUUUUGUGUUUUCCUCUUUUUGUUAUGGAAAAUGGAGAUCAUAGACUGUCGUACCACUCAGCCUCCUAAGCACUCAACUGAUCUUACGCUAAAUCAGAGGCACAGGAAAUGUCCCACUAUAAAAGGCUCCGAGGCUGCAUUGGGUUUUUCUGGCAGUACUUUAACAAAUGUGAUGGGACGUAGCAUCAAACUGACUAUAGGAACUGUUAUGAAAUUUCAAAACAGUGAGUUGGUGUUUGGAUUUCUUGUUGUAUCUGCAUCUUCUUGAUUCAGCUGGACACUUUUUGAAGAAUUGUUUCCAAGUGGUCCAGCCCUGUUACCAUUUGUCCUUGUACUUUCAGCCUUGAUUCUGUCUGCGUAGCGUACAUCCCAAUGAUGUCCAAAAUAUUUUUCUGUUGGUGGUAAAGUUAGGAGAUUCCUUAACUUUUAGACCAUUGUCUUCUGGUGUGACUAGUCUUGUGGCUAGUGGGUGUGUCCUGUUUUUUAUACUAGCUAUGUAGUUAAUCCUACCUGAGUACCAAAUUUGCCGAGGAGCCCAAAAGUCGAUGGUCAGAUAUAGUCUCUAGUAUAUAAUAGAGCUCCCACAACUAAUUUUUUGGCUAUUGGAAGUGGCGAAUGCUGGGCAUGGCGUUGAUCAUAUCAGAGGUUAAAUAGCCCAAGACCUUCAAAUCCCAAAUCUCUAGCUGUUACCCCCAGGAAGAGCUGAGAAAGUUGCUGGUGAAAGGGAAGUAUGUAACACCUUGCUUAACUUGGCUAGGGAUAAUUCACUGGCACAGUCAGGGGAUUCCCUCACUUCAAGAUGAUUGGCUUGUGUUGCCAGCAGCCUUGUGGUUGGUGGGUGUGGUCAGGUGUCAGGGCUGUUGACUUGAUCUUACCUGCUAAACAAAAAUGCUAAGAACCUGUGUUGUGUUCCACUACCCAUACUUCCAUGAGUACACUUAAACAUAGUACAUUAUCCACACUUACUAAGUACGCAGAUUUCAGCAGGUGAGUGUUGUUCCAGAUCUAAUACUCCGUGGUGCACUUACCGGAAACGACGCUCGCAACAGCCGCCGCUGCUCGUCACCCGCGAAAAACUUCCUGCUUUGAAUGGCGAAAGAAUUACCCUUUGUGUUGUUUAAUCUUUACUUCUACAAUCCGGCAAUAUGGCUCCAUUAACGCAGCAAAUGUGGAAAAUGCGCCGGCGUCGUCAGCAACGUUGCCUACUCCUCCUGAUGUUGACAGACAACGCUCCGCUGUUGUUUCGGCCGCCAUUACAAAUAUUUUUUUCGAGCUGAUCGGCUCUGCCUGGCUCCGCCUCUUCCGCUACGUAGACAAGAUGGCGGCUGUUUAGUGCGUAUAGCGUACAUCGUUCCACACUCAGCGUUUUGACCGUUAUGAGGGCAACAUCCGGGUCCUUUAGGUACACUUAUUUUCGCCGCGAUCGGAAUCAGAACACCCUGCGUACUCAAACUAAGUAUAGUAAGUACGGGAAGUAUGGGGAUUGGAACACAGCACUGAUGAAUCUUGUGUUGUUGGUUCGGUGAUGAAAGCUGUAGUGUUCUAAAUCCUAUCGGAGGACUGAAAUUCCCCUAAUUUUACACUGCUUCUGCUGUGGCUAGUCUUGUGGUGAGUGGAUGUGGCUCGUUGCUGGUGGAGGUGAACUUGACCUCGAGGACAGUACCCAAUACUUCUCUUUUAGUUGAGGAUUGGGGUAAAGGAAUCUCCUUCCUGGUAGAUAUUUGUGCUCUCCUGCUAUAACUCAGCUUGCUGGAACAUCCAGUUGCUAGGCAGUAUGACCAAAGGAUUGGGUCAGUAGUCAUAUUUAUUUAAAGCACUUUAAAUAAAGUUAGCAUUAUUUAGGGAACUAACAAACCAUAUAAAGGACACCUGUGCAAUUACAAUAGA
Messenger RNA from Centropristis striata (black sea bass), 6086 nucleotides. Its product is annotated as bone morphogenetic protein receptor type-2-like. The record is from RefSeq and is a predicted model, not a curated record. NCBI's taxonomy places the organism in Eukaryota, Metazoa, Chordata, Actinopteri, Perciformes, Serranidae. The transcript is spliced from 19 exons. Gene Ontology annotation, biological process: cellular response to growth factor stimulus; vasculature development; BMP signaling pathway. Gene Ontology annotation, molecular function: transforming growth factor beta receptor activity; ATP binding. Gene Ontology annotation, cellular component: plasma membrane; signaling receptor complex. The coding region runs from base 366 to 4130 and encodes 1254 amino acids.